This is a messenger RNA of Toxotes jaculatrix (banded archerfish), 3125 nucleotides long. It is a transcript of the gene fbxl4, whose product is annotated as F-box and leucine-rich repeat protein 4. Gene Ontology annotation, molecular function: protein binding. Gene Ontology annotation, cellular component: SCF ubiquitin ligase complex. Gene Ontology annotation, biological process: SCF-dependent proteasomal ubiquitin-dependent protein catabolic process. The coding region runs from base 286 to 2127 and encodes 613 amino acids. The record is from RefSeq and is a predicted model, not a curated record. The transcript has 9 exons. NCBI's taxonomy places the organism in Eukaryota, Metazoa, Chordata, Actinopteri, Toxotidae.
CAUGGCACUGUUUGUCUUCUGUCGUAGUCGUUUGAAAAACUAAGUGAUAUCCACCUAUUCUGUACGGCAGCGGGGCAACUAAGACUAACAAGGAAUUUUACAGCAUUUAUCGCUUUUAUCCUCAACUGCUGACUUGACCUUUGUUGGUCAUGCAUGCAGUCAGACCUCUAGCCUGCACUUUGUACAGCCCCAGCCCUUGAGCCAGUGCACUUCCACUAGGUGGAGGCUCUUCCUCCUACUAGCCUCAGUUUCUUCCCUCUGCCCCCGUCAGCCCCAGAGUUCCCUAUGUUAACCCUCUUGAGCAUGUUUUACUAUAUCUGUCUGCGGCGACGCUCCAGGAGUGGGACUCGAGGCGAGGCUCUCACCAGUCGACGGGCUGUGGAGUCCGGCCAGCGGGCGGUGUUGCCGGUCAGUGUGGAGGUGGAACAGUAUGCAAAGGAGGUUCUGGAUUUCAGCUCCCACUAUGGCAGUGAGAAUAGCAUGUCCUAUACCAUGUGGAACCUGGCUGGGGUGCCCAACGUGUACCCCAGUUCAGGGGACUUCACCCAGACGGCUGUAUUCAGAGCUUAUGGGACAUGGUGGGAACAGUGUGCCAGUGCUCCGCCACCUUUCCGCCGCACCCCUAAAGGCUUCCACAGCCAGGAUUAUAUUGAGCUGGGUUUUGAGGAGCCUGUUUAUCCUACAGCAGUGGAGGUGCUUGAGACUUAUUACCCUGGGGCCAUCGUCCAGAUCUUGGCCUGCUCUCACAACCCCUUCUCCCAGAACCCACCUACUGAUGUCAGGUGGGAGGUGCUGUGGUCAGGGGAGCCCACCAAAGUGCUGACACCCCAGGCACGCCAGUUUUCCCCUAACAUCAAGCAUAUCAACUUCCCCACCAACCUGCUGCGUCUGGAGGUCAACAGCUCUUUGCUGGAUUACUACACCGAGCUGGAUGCUGUUAUUCUCCGCGGGGUAAAAGAGCGGCCCAUGCUGGCCCUUUAUAAGAUGCCUGUCAUCGACAUUAGCGACCUGAGCGACAGUGAGGAGGAACUGUCAGACGUGGGCGGUCCUUUCAGGCAAGGGAGCGACGGCAAGCACCAGAGGACAGGAAAUGGCUACUUUGACAAGCUGCCCUAUGAGCUCAUCCAGCUGAUACUGAGCCACCUGACCCUGCCAGACCUCUGCCGUCUGGCCCAGAGCUGUAAGAUGCUGCACCAGCACUGCUGCGACCCGCUGCAGUACACCCAGCUGAGUCUGCAGCCCUACUGGGCCCGUCUGAGUGACGCUUCUCUGGGACACCUGCAGAGCCGCUGCACCCUCCUCCAGAGGCUCAACCUGUCCUGGACCGGCAACCGCAGUGCUCUCACCCUGACCGGCUUCAGCAGUUUCAUGAAGGCUUGUGGGCUCAGCUUGGUCUGUCUCGAGCUGUCGUGCUGCCAUUUUCUGAAUGAGGCCUGUCUGGAGGUCAUCUCCCAGACUUGUCCAGAUCUGCAAGAGCUCAACCUGUCCUCCUGCGAUCGCCUCCACCCACAGGCCUUCACUCACAUUUCUAAACUAACCCGCCUCCGCAGGCUGGUGCUGUACCGGACCAAGAUAGAGCAAACAGCUAUUCUGAGCAUCCUGACUUUCUGCAUAGAGUUGAGACACCUCAACCUAGGGAGCUGUGUGAGGAUCGAGGACUAUGACGUUGUGGCCAGCAUGCUGGCUGCUCGCUGUCGCUCACUUUGCUCACUGGACCUGUGGCGCUGCAGAAACCUGACGGAUCGAGGCCUGGCCGAGCUCGUCUCCGGCUGCAGGUUGCUGGAAGAGUUGGACCUGGGCUGGUGUCCCACACUGCAGAGCAGCACGGGGUGUUUCCAGCACCUUGCUCGCUGUCUGCCACGCCUGCGCAAACUCUUCCUCACCGCCAACCGCACCGUCUGUGACUCAGACAUAGAGGAGCUGGCCACCAACUGCCCCUCACUGCAGCAUCUUGACAUACUGGGUACGCGGCUGGUGAGUGCUGCCUCACUGAAGAAAUUCCUUCAAUCGUGUCCCCAACUUCUCCUCCUGGACGUCUCCUUUUGCUCCCAGAUAGACAUGCGAGUUGUCCAGGAGCUCAGUGGCCUCUUCCCCAAUGUUGCCAUCAAGAAGAGUUUCACUCAGUGACCCCAUCCCUGGCACUGUUUCAUUUUCCAUUGUCCAGAGGAACUGAGAGCAGGGAGGUGCUCACCAGCAAACACUGCCCCAGAGUGAAUACAAGUCAGGUCAGAUGCUGGAGGAGACUGAAGAUCUGCCUGCUUCUCUAUCAUAAGAUCUUUUAAUGGUCAGUAAAUAAAGGGAUUGGACUGGGUGAGGAGCUUCUUUGGACUAACUGGCUGAACACAUACAACCACGGACUUCAAGUAUUAUAGAACGUGAGACUUUUUUUUUUUUUUGGACACUUGAAAUCAGGGUCGUUGCAGUAAAACUGCUACAUCUUUCCAGAAUAUGAAUCACCAUGUAUUUAUUGCCAAGAAACAACAAGGCUAUAAAAUAUGCCUUGCUACUGGAUGCAAGAGACACAAACAAACCAACAUUUGUGAGCAGUCCUCCCGUGAACAUCUUGCUAGGACAACGAAAAGGGGACAAAAAAGAAGUGUGAAACUGUGAGGGAAAAACUGGUAUUUAUUAGUCACACGUUAGCUGGUAACAUAUUUGAAGAUCAGGGCCUCGGUCAGUGCCUUGUCAGAAUGUAAGGCAAACAUGGGCUAGUUUAAUGCUUGGGGGUCAUUCUGACGGCAUCUGUCAACAUCAAGCCUGUUUGAUUUCAUUAUAAGAAAUCACACUGGAUGCUGUUGUGUUCAGAGGUAAAGGUUAAACAAAGGACUGAACGCAGCCUUAUUUCACACACUGCUCUGUGUGGAUCGUGCCAACUCAAACCUUAAUGCAAGCAUCACAAGUUAUUUGUUGCUGCAGGCUGACUGCAGAAUCGUACAAAGGGUCUCGUGAAGAGAUGAAACAACAGCAGCAGCAGUACACCAUCGACUGUCCUUGCACCUGAAAUUCACUAGCAACGUGUUUGAAAACUUGUGAAAAACCAAACUGGAAAAAAAAUGGUUUUAAUUUACACGUUACGGAUGCACAAGUAAAAAAAAAAAAACACCCAAGGCAUCAAAUCAACAGCA